Molecule: messenger RNA, 952 nt
Organism: Calliphora vicina (urban bluebottle blowfly)
Lineage: Eukaryota; Metazoa; Arthropoda; Insecta; Diptera; Calliphoridae
Product: histone-arginine methyltransferase METTL23
Exons: 2
Coding region: 77-952 (291 amino acids)
Cellular component (GO): cytoplasm; nucleus
Source: RefSeq, a predicted model, not a curated record
AAAAUCACUAAAGUUUAUUAAAAUAAAAACUCAUUUAAAAUAUAUUAAUAAUAAAUAAAUUACAAUAAAAAGAACGAUGACCAGCGGUCGUUUUAAUUUAAAUGGUGAGGCUAGCGAUAGUGAACAAAAUUCUGCCUCAACUUCAUCAGCAGCAGCCACAACAGCAACAAAUACAACAGGUAGUGUAGCCAGUGUUGGUAGCACAGUAAGUGGCGGAACAACAGAAGUAAGAGAAAACGAAAAAAUCAGAACAUUUGUCUUCACCAGUCGAGGCAGCUCAUCAUCCCUACAAAGAAGUGAUAGAACACAUCAAUCUGCAGCCGAAGUGCAUCUAGAAGAAUUAGAAAUUAAAAUACCAGAGCUUUUACAAAGCGGUUAUUCCUUUUACACGUGGACUUGUGCUCCUAUUUUAGCUUGGUUCUUGUGGGAACGUCGUCAUUCGUUGGUGGGCAAACGUAUUUUAGAACUAGGAGCUGGUACUGCUUUACCCGGCAUAUUGGCAGCAAAGUGUGGUGCUCAAGUGAUCUUAAGUGAUAAUUGCAUAUUACCCAAAUCUCUCAAUCAUAUACGAAGAUCUUGUGCGGUUAAUAAUUUACAACCGGGUCAAGAUAUUGAAGUGAUCGGUUUAAGUUGGGGUCUCUUAUUGAACAGCGUAUUUUCUUUGGGUCCUUUGGAUUUGAUUAUUGCCGCCGAUUGCUUUUACGAUCCCAGUGUAUUUGAAGACAUCAUUGUAACAGUGUCAUUUCUUUUGGAACGCAAUCCCUCAGCAAAAUUCAUAGUCACCUACCAAGAACGCAGUGCGGAUUGGUCUAUUGAAGCUUUGCUCAAGAAGUGGAAACUUUGUGCUUUACAAAUUAACAGCGACGAUAUUGGUAAAGCCUCUGGUGUGGAUUUAUUAGAAAUUUUAGGUGGCCACACUAUACAUUUAAUAGAAAUAAGUAGAGAAGUUUAA